This is a messenger RNA of Urocitellus parryii (Arctic ground squirrel), 477 nucleotides long. RefSeq names its product persephin (gene Pspn). Gene Ontology annotation, molecular function: glial cell-derived neurotrophic factor receptor binding; receptor tyrosine kinase binding; growth factor activity. Lineage: Eukaryota; Metazoa; Chordata; Mammalia; Rodentia; Sciuridae. The record is from RefSeq and is a predicted model, not a curated record.
AUGGCCACGGGGAGAGUCCUGCUUGGCUUUCUGCUGCUCCUAUCACUACAGCUGGGCAUCAGCCAGAGCCCUGACACUCAGGGGGCUCCUGUGGCAGAGAAAGAGUUCUUGUCUGAGCGGACAAGAGAUGCUGGAGGGACCUGCAGGCCGACACUGGACACUCACCACCCCCAUGCCCGCUUACGCCGAGCCCCAGCCAGCCCCUGCCAACUGUGGAGCCUGACCCUACCCGUGGCGGAGCUGGGCCUGGGCUAUGCCUCCGAGGAGAAGAUCACCUUUCGCUACUGUGCUGGCAGCUGCCCCCGCGGAGCCCGUACCCAGCACGGCCUGACGCUGGCCCGACUGCGGGGCCAGGGCCGAGCCUUUGGUGGGCCCUGCUGCCGGCCUACCCGCUAUGCUGAUGUGGCCUUCAUUGAUGACCAUCACCGCUGGCAGAGGCUGCCCCAGCUCUCAGCAGCUGCCUGCAGCUGUGGGUGA